CGCCUGCGCACUAGCGAAUCCAGAGGAUCUCUCGCGAGGAAGGACGCCAUUAUCGCAGCCGCCCGACCAAACACCACGAGAAUUCGGCAAGGCAAACGAUUUAGAUUUGCAUGCCUUGACACCUCAUUGCUGCUGCCUGAAUCUGAAUGAUGACAGAGCAGGAUUUAGCCGACGUGGUUCAGAUUGCUGUGGAGGACCUGAAUCCAGAUCACCCAGUUGUGCUGGAAAAUCACGAAGUGGCAGAUGAAGAUGUCGAUCCACCUUUAAAGCGCCCCCGGAUAGAGAUUAACUGCCAAGAUCCCUCAAUUAAGUCGUUCCUGUAUUCCAUUAACCAGACAAUCUGCCUGCGCCUGGAUAGCAUUGAAGCCAAGCUCCUUGCCCUUGAAGCCACCUGCAAGUCCCUGGAAGAGAAGCUGGACCUGGUCAUGAACAAGCAGCACAGCCCUAUCCAGGUCCCCAUGGUGGCAGGCUCUCCGCUGGGCGCUACACAGACAUGCAACAAAGUGAGAUGCGUCGUCCCUCAGACCACAGUAAUACUGAACAACGACCGUCAGAAUUCCAUCGUAGCCAAGAUGGUGGGGCAAGAAGAGACUUUGAGCAGAGCAGCAGAUUCACUGGAGAAUAUCCUAAGCAAUGCCGUUCCUGGACGUAGACAGAACACGAUUGUAGUGAAAGUCCCGGGGCACGAAGACAGUCACAACGAAGACGGGGACAGCGGCUCUGAAGCCAGCGACUCGGUCUCCAACAGUGGCCAGCUGGGAGGCCAGAGUAUCGGAAACAAUGUUACCCUGAUUACACUGAACUCCGAAGAGGAUUAUCCCAGCGGAACGUGGCUGGGAGACGAGAACAAUCCCGAGAUGCGGGUGCGCUGCCCCAUCACGGCCGCAGACAUGCUGCACAUCAGCACCAACUGCCGCACAGCAGAGAAGAUGGCGCUGACGUUGCUGGAUUACCUCUUUCACCGGGAAAUCCAGGCCAUCUCCAACCUUUCCGGCCAAGGGAAGCAUGGGAAGAAACAGCUAGACCCCCUCAUGAUUUACGGCAUUCGCUGUCACCUUUUUUAUAAAUUUGGCAUCACAGAAUCCGACUGGUACCGGAUCAAGCAGAGCAUAGACUCCAAAUGCCGAACGGCUUGGCGGAGAAAGCAGCGGGGCCAGAGCCUGGCCGUGAAAAGCUUCUCAAGGCGCACACCGUCCUCCUCAUCAUAUAGCGGCUCAGAGAGCGCUCAGAGUACAGCGUCUGCCCCAAACGAGAUCCAAGCAAACCAGCCACAGGCUCUGCACUAUGCUCUAGCCAACGCCCAACAGGUCCAGAUCCAUCAGAUAGGAGAAGACGGGCAAGUCCAAGUAAUCCCGCAGGGUCAUCUCCACAUAGCCCAGGUGCCACAAGGCGAGCAGGUGCAGAUCACGCAAGACAGCGAGGGUAACUUGCAGAUACAUCAGGUUCACGUUGGACAAGAUGGGCAGGUGCUACAGGGUGCGCAGUUGAUUGCCGUGGCCUCCUCUGAUCCCGCAGCCGGUGGUGUUGAUGGCUCGCCGCUCCAAGGGAGUGAUAUCCAAGUCCAGUACGUCCAGCUGGCUCCAGUGACGGACCACUCAGCUGCAAAUCAAAGUGCAGAUUCCCUCCAGUCUGCUAUCCAGCCAGAGAUGCAAAUAGACCACGGAGCCAUUCAGAUCCAGUGAGCAGGAGCCGACGGGAGAACGGGAGCCCCAGGUCGUCAGUCUCAGCCGGCAGCGGCAGCCGGCAGCCAAAGAGCAAGUCCUCGGCUUCUCAGCCCGGGGGACGGUCUCAUUGGUGUUUCCUGUACAUACAAGCGUGGCCUAAAUCUGUGGAUCGGGUCUUCUUGAGCUACGCUCACGUCCACUGAUGAAAUCACGCCCCAGAGCCCCUCGAACAACGGUGGCAGCUGCCAUAUUUUCACUCCAGGAGAAAAAAAAACUCUGAGGUUUAGCCAUACUCUUAAAAAAAGAGAGAAAGAGAGCAAAUAAUCUCGCAGCAGGCGAAAGCUAGUUAAAUUAAUUAAUCAAGAGAUUACAGGCAGAUUAACAUACCUUUCUUGUGUUUGUUCUGUAACUCAUACCCUUGAAAGCAUGUAGACACCUUAUCGGACGUGCGGCUGUCUCGAGCCCCAUACCUACCACCACUCCAAAAGAAUCAAGAGUGCAAAUAUAUUUUGCUGAUCAGAGAAGAUUUUUUUAAUUCACUAUGUUGUUUAUAACAAAAAAAAUAUGUAUUUAAGAAAGAAGAAAAAUGGGGGAAAGGUCCAUUAUUACAAACGUUAGCUAUUUUGCUGGUGAUUUUUCUGUUUCAGUAGAAUCAAAAAAGUAUUUACACACACACACACACACACACACAAUAUUAAAAACCCUUACCAGAAAAGCCCAGCCCUUUAUUUGUUUGUAUUGUUGCUUAACUAGUUUUCUAAGGGGAAAGCUACUAUCCAACAGUGUAAUUAUGCAUUUCUAAGGAAAUAAAUGUGUAUUUAUGAA
Sphaerodactylus townsendi is the source of this 2489-nucleotide messenger RNA. RefSeq names its product BTG3 associated nuclear protein (gene BANP). Gene Ontology annotation, biological process: protein localization to nucleus; negative regulation of protein catabolic process. Gene Ontology annotation, molecular function: DNA binding. Bases 147 to 1682 code for a protein of 511 amino acids. NCBI's taxonomy places the organism in Eukaryota, Metazoa, Chordata, Lepidosauria, Squamata, Sphaerodactylidae. The transcript has 13 exons. The record is from RefSeq and is a predicted model, not a curated record.